Messenger RNA from Theobroma umbraticum, 493 nucleotides. RefSeq names its product histone H4. Lineage: Eukaryota; Viridiplantae; Streptophyta; Magnoliopsida; Malvales; Malvaceae. Gene Ontology annotation, cellular component: nucleosome. The record is from RefSeq and is a predicted model, not a curated record. Gene Ontology annotation, molecular function: structural constituent of chromatin; protein heterodimerization activity; DNA binding.
CCCCUAAAACCACACAGUCAAAACUCAAAUUCAGAAAAAACGCUAAUUCACAAGUCUCAAGAAUGUCAGGCCGAGGAAAGGGAGGCAAAGGGCUAGGCAAGGGAGGAGCCAAACGACACCGUAAGGUGCUUCGAGAUAACAUCCAAGGGAUCACGAAGCCGGCUAUCCGACGUUUGGCGAGGAGAGGCGGAGUUAAGAGGAUCAGCGGCUUGAUUUAUGAGGAGACUCGAGGUGUUUUGAAGAUCUUUUUGGAGAACGUGAUCCGCGACGCCGUUACUUACACGGAACAUGCUCGGAGAAAGACCGUCACGGCCAUGGAUGUUGUUUACGCCCUUAAGAGACAGGGGAGGACUCUUUACGGUUUCGGCGGUUGAAGUUUUUAGGUUUUUUUUUUUUAUGGUUUUUAUCUGAUGUUUCUUUGAUUUGGAAGGAAUGUGAAUACUGAUGGAAAAAUGUUAUGAGCUUAUGAAUGAAAUUUUAAGCAUUUAAUCAA